Cygnus atratus (black swan) is the source of this 539-nucleotide messenger RNA. RefSeq names its product pre T cell antigen receptor alpha (gene PTCRA). Lineage: Eukaryota; Metazoa; Chordata; Aves; Anseriformes; Anatidae. The coding region runs from base 30 to 539 and encodes 169 amino acids. The record is from RefSeq and is a predicted model, not a curated record. The transcript has 4 exons.
CCGCCGCUGCUGCUGCUGCUGCUGCUGCCAUGGAGGUGCUCUGCGUGCUGCUGGCCUCCGCCCUGCUCCCGCUCCUGCCCCCCUCCGGGGCCUCCGUGCCCACGCUGGCGCCGCCGUUGACCAUGGUGGUGGACGGGCAACACCGGCAGCUGGUGGUGUGCGUGGUGAGCGACGUGUCGCCCGGCUCCGGCGACGCCGUCUGGAUCUCCAGCGGGAACGGCAGCGCCCUGCAGUCCUUCACCUACGGGGCCUCGCCGGAGGACGGCGGCACCGUCUGCGCCGUCUCCAUCCUCCCCGAAAGCCCCCCGGAGGGUGGGCUUCUGGCUUGCCACGUGGGGCCCAACAGCACCGCUCCGGCCCGCAGCUCCAGCCCCGUCCCCGUCAUAGGCAGCGGCGAGGAGGCAGAGCCGUGCCCCAGCGCCAUGAUCGGGCCUCGUGCCUGCGCCUCCGCCGCCCUGCUGGCGGCCGCCCGCCUGGUGCUGCUGAAGGUGGCGCUCCUCGACGCCCUCCUCACCUCCGCCCUCCUGGCCCAGCGGUGA